Molecule: messenger RNA, 1598 nt
Organism: Polistes dominula (European paper wasp)
Lineage: Eukaryota; Metazoa; Arthropoda; Insecta; Hymenoptera; Vespidae
Gene: fbp
Product: fructose-1,6-bisphosphatase
Biological process (GO): fructose 1,6-bisphosphate metabolic process; gluconeogenesis; fructose 6-phosphate metabolic process
Cellular component (GO): cytoplasm; cytosol
Molecular function (GO): fructose 1,6-bisphosphate 1-phosphatase activity
Source: RefSeq, a predicted model, not a curated record
AGUACCUUAUUGCAACGCGAAAUUUAUUGAUUAACAUUUAUAAAUAUUUAUACGUCGCGGCAUGUAUUUAAAACUUAACAAGAAAAAUAAUUAAUAUUUAUAUAUGACUUGAAUAAAUACGUGUUGUCAUGCCAAAACCAAAACUCUAAAAAAAACUACCGGUCGGUAAAAUGAUUAAAGACUGUUGUUUUUAUGGUGACUUGAUUUCAGUCAAAUCAACAAGAAAUGAAAAAUAAAGAAUAACAUAUCAUUUUAUAUCAUACAGAAAAAAUUGUUGAUAUACUACCGAGAUUAUAUAAUACAACGUGUCUUGCAAAACAGCUUUAGUCUAAAACGAAACACGAAGCAAGUUGUUGGUUUUAUAACAUUUAUUACAUUUAAAAAUGACAUCGAAAAGUACUUUUGAUUCUAAUUGCAUGACUCUUACGAGAUUUGUUCUUGCCGAACAACGUAAAUUUCCUACAGCAACUGGUGAUCUUAGUCAAUUGUUAAACAGCAUACAAACUGCUGUAAAAGCUGUUAGUUCGAUUGUUAGAAAGGCCGGUAUUGCGAAUAUGUAUGGUAUAGCUGGUAAUAUAAAUGUUCAAGGCGAAGAGGUAAAGAAAUUAGAUGUUUUAAGUAACGAAUUGUUCAUUAACAUGUUAAAAUCUUCUUUCACAACUUCCCUUCUUGUAAGCGAAGAAAAUAAUGAUGCGAUUGAGGUUGAAACAGAAAAACUUAGUAAAUACGUUGUGUGCUUUGAUCCCUUGGACGGUUCAUCGAAUAUCGAUUGUUUGGUGUCAGUUGGUUCGAUAUUCGGAAUUUACAAAAAAUUAGAUAAUACCGAUAGUUCCAAUAUUUCUAACGCUCUUCAGCCAGGUAGAAAUGUAGUUGCUGCUGGUUACGCUCUUUAUGGUUCAGCCACUAUGAUCGUUCUUUCCAUUGGACAUGGCGUUAAUGGUUUCAUGUACGAUCCAGCGAUCGGAGAAUUCAUUUUAACUGAAAGAAAUAUGUCCAUACCAAGUAGAGGAAAUAUUUAUAGUAUUAACGAAGGAAACGAAAGUUUAUGGGAUACUUCUAUAAAAAAUUAUAUACAUUCGAAAAAAUACCCUAAUAAUGGUAAACCGUACAGUGCACGAUACGUUGGUUCAAUGGUUGCUGAUGUACAUAGGACUAUUAAAUAUGGAGGAAUUUUUUUGUAUCCUUCAACAAAGACUAAUCCAAAUGGCAAGUUACGUCUCUUAUAUGAAUGCAUACCAAUGGCUUAUUUAAUUAAAGAAGCAGGUGGUCUAGCAUCAAAUGGGGAAAUCGAUAUUUUAGAUAUAGUUCCCGAAAGUAUUCAUCAAAGAUCACCAAUUUUCUUAGGAUCUAAAGAGGAUGUUCAAGAAGUAUUACAAUUCAUAAAGGAUAAAGCCAAAUCAUAAAAUCGAUUUCAUUAUUUUUGUAUAAAAUUUCUAGUUGAGCAUAUUUAUUAAAUAAGACCUUUGAUAAUAAUGUCUAUGUUUAUUAAUAAAUGCAAUAUUGAAUUUCGAAUGAUUUAUUGAAUAACACAACGAACACAUGAAAAUUAUUGUAUUGGAUGUAAAUUUUAAAUAAAAAAUUGGUGAAAUUAACUAUAA